This is a messenger RNA of Cornus florida, 865 nucleotides long. Its product is annotated as large ribosomal subunit protein uL13w. Gene Ontology annotation, molecular function: mRNA binding; structural constituent of ribosome. The record is from RefSeq and is a predicted model, not a curated record. Gene Ontology annotation, biological process: negative regulation of translation; translation. NCBI's taxonomy places the organism in Eukaryota, Viridiplantae, Streptophyta, Magnoliopsida, Cornales, Cornaceae. The transcript has 4 exons. The coding region runs from base 60 to 680 and encodes 206 amino acids. Gene Ontology annotation, cellular component: cytosolic large ribosomal subunit; ribosome.
UUAUCACAUUAUCACAGUCCACUGUCGUUGCAGAGGAAAGAGAGACAGAGGAAAGAGAUAUGGUGUCCGGAUCUGGAAUCUGCGCUCGGCGAGUGGUGGUGGACGCUCGCCACCACAUGCUCGGCCGCCUGGCAUCGAUCUUGGCGAAGGAGCUCCUCAACGGCCAGAAAGUGGUGGUGGUCCGCUGCGAAGAGAUCUGCCUCUCCGGCGGCCUCGUCCGCCAGAAAAUGAAGUAUUUGCGCUUCCUCCGCAAGAGAAUGAACACCAAGCCCUCUCAUGGUCCCAUCCACUUCCGAGCCCCCGCCAAGAUCCUAUGGCGAACCAUCCGCGGGAUGAUUCCUCACAAGACUAAGCGUGGAGCGGCCGCGCUUGCGAGGUUGAAGGUAUACGAAGGAAUUCCUCCUCCCUAUGACAAGAUGAAGAGGAUGGUCAUCCCCGAUGCUCUCAAGGUUUUGAGACUUCAGGCUGGACAUAAAUACUGCUUGUUGGGUCGUCUUUCCUCAGAGGUUGGAUGGAACUAUUAUGACACUAUCAAGGAGCUGGAGAAGAAGAGGAAAGAGAGGGCCCAGGUGGUAUAUGAGAGGAAGAAGCAGCUAAAUAAACUGAAGGUCAAGGCUGAGAAGGCUGCGGAGGAGAAGCUUGGUUCCCAACUAGACAUUCUUGCUCCUGUCAAGUACUAAGUUUGUUGGUCUUUGUUAGUUGCUUAGAAUAUUGUUGAGAAUUGUAUGUUGGAUUUUGUUUCAGCUUUUUUGAUUAUGCGAGGACCCUACCUGACUUCUAUAUAGUUUUAAGUGGCUCUAUUGUUUUCCAACUAGUGGGUGCCCCAUUUUUAUUUAAUUUACAGGUAUAAUCUAUUUUUGGCCUA